GGGCUCCGACUCCAAGCAGUACGGCGGGAGGCACUAGAGGGAGCUGCGGCCACGCCGGCCGCGCCCGCCCCGCCGCGCCGGCCCGGCCCCGAGCACCGCCUCCCCAGCCAGCGCCGCCGCGAUGGCGGAGGACAGCGAGUCUGCGGCCAGCCAGCAGAGCCUGGAACUGGACGACCAGGACACGUGCGGGAUAGACGGGGACAAUGAGGAGGAGACGGAGCACGCCAAAGGAAGUCCUGGAGGGUAUUUGGGAGCCAAAAAGAAAAAGAAGAAACAGAAGAGAAAAAAGGAGAAACCAAAUUCCGGAGGCACCAAGUCAGACUCGGCAUCUGAUUCCCAGGAGAUUAAAAUUCAACAGCCUUCGAAAAAUCCCAGUGUUCCAAUGCAGAAGUUGCAGGAUAUCCAGAGAGCAAUGGAGCUGUUAUCCGCAUGCCAGGGCCCAGCCAGGAACAUUGACGAGGCUGCAAAGCACAGAUACCAGUUUUGGGACACACAACCGGUACCUAAACUAGAUGAAGUCAUAACAUCUCAUGGUGCAAUUGAACCAGAUAAAGACAACGUACGCCAAGAACCGUAUUCUUUGCCACAGGGUUUUAUGUGGGACACUUUAGACUUGAGUAAUGCCGAAGUGCUCAAGGAGUUAUACACGUUGUUAAAUGAGAAUUACGUAGAAGAUGAUGACAAUAUGUUCCGAUUUGACUAUUCACCCGAGUUCCUGUUGUGGGCUCUGCGUCCACCAGGCUGGCUCCUGCAGUGGCACUGUGGGGUCAGAGUGUCUUCAAAUAAAAAACUGGUCGGGUUCAUAAGCGCCAUCCCAGCAAACAUUCGGAUUUAUGACAGUGUGAAGAAGAUGGUAGAAAUCAACUUUCUUUGUGUUCAUAAGAAGUUGAGAUCGAAACGGGUAGCCCCAGUGCUAAUCCGAGAGAUCACUAGAAGAGUGAACCUGGAAGGGAUCUUCCAGGCUGUGUACACCGCGGGAGUGGUUCUUCCUAAGCCCGUAGCCACAUGCAGAUACUGGCAUCGAUCACUAAACCCCAGAAAACUGGUAGAAGUGAAAUUUUCUCACUUGAGUAGAAAUAUGACCUUACAGAGAACAAUGAAGCUAUACAGACUUCCAGAUGUUACAAAGACUUCAGGUUUGAGACCAAUGGAACCAAAAGAUAUCAAAUCAGUUCGAGAAUUAAUCAACACUUACCUGAAGCAGUUUCAUCUGGCUCCAGUGAUGGAUGAAGAGGAAGUAGCCCACUGGUUCCUCCCCCGGGAGCACAUUAUUGACACGUUUGUAGUGGAGAGCCCCAACGGUAAACUGACUGACUUCCUGAGCUUCUAUACGCUGCCCUCCACGGUGAUGCACCACCCUGCCCACAAGAGCCUCAAAGCCGCCUACUCAUUCUACAACAUCCACACAGAGACGCCUCUGCUGGACCUCAUGACCGACGCGCUCAUCCUGGCUAAAUCGAAAGGAUUUGAUGUAUUCAAUGCACUGGAUUUGAUGGAAAAUAAGACAUUCUUGGAAAAACUCAAGUUUGGUAUAGGAGAUGGCAAUUUGCAGUAUUACCUAUACAACUGGAGGUGUCCAGGUACAGAUUCUGAAAAGGUUGGACUAGUACUACAGUAGAUGAAUAUUUUUAUUCUGGAACUCUGACAUCAUGAUUUGUUAAUAUUUAAUGAUUUCUGGAACUGCCAUUCCAAAGAAGAAUAAAAGCACAACUCAAGUGAAAUUGAAGUAGUCGAUAAUCAGAAAAGAUGACAAAAGUUCACGUGACAUUUGUACGUUUCUAGCUAGAAUGUGAAACUUCAUCCUUUUUUCACUGUUGACCUAUUUGUGGGAGGGAUGAAAGGCUACAAAGAGCACAUUCUUGUAAUUUUCAAAUUUUUGCCUGUCUCUUGAAGAGGUAUUUUUUCACCCUUAGAAAAGGGACUGUUUUUCUAUGGACUAAGUAGAAGUUACAGAGUCAUGUAAGAAAACCUUUGCUAUUGUGUGGAGAUAAAUUGCUGCAUUUCUGUUUCUUAAGUGAUGGUACAUUUGUCCAUGUAACAGAACAAAAGAUCCAUUUGGAAAUUUUUUUACUGGUAUCACCUUACAUGGUAUCACUGGGAACAUUUAUGGAAUCAACACUUCUGCAGCUCAGUGACAGGUGGUGGUUAUUUAAGUGCAGAGCAAUAUUAAAAUGUACUGGUGACUAGUACAUGUAUUUCUCCAUAAGCAGAGUUGCCGAAUCAAUAAACAUACAAGUUUGUACUUUGAUCUUCACCAGGUCAGUGGAUUGCUUCAAAAGCAGAGUUUUGUGCAAGCACUCACUGUGCUCUCUGUAAGAGUCUGCGGCCGGGCGUGGUGGCUCACGCCUGUAAUCCCAGCACUUUGGGAGGCCAAGGUGGGCGGAUCACGAGGUCAGGAGAUCGAGACCAUCCUGGCCAACAUGGUGAAACCCUGUCUCUACUAAAAAUACAAAAAUUAGCUGGGCAUGGUGGCGUGUGCCUGUAGUCCCAGCUACUUGGGAGGCUGAGGCAGGAGAAUCGCUUGAACCCGAGGCAAGGUUGCAGUGAGCUGAAAUCGAGCCACUGCACUCCAGCCUGGGUGACAGAGCGCAAGACUCUGUCUCAAAAAAAAAAAAAAGAAGAGAAAGAGCCUGUAUCCGCGACUAACUGGACUUUUCUGCUGUUGUGCAAAGCUUUUCUGCUGUUGUGCAAAGUUCAGUUUCUUCUCAGCAACAUCAAGGAUAUAUGAAGAAAAGGAAAUAAAAGCUGUAAAGUCAAAAGAGAUGCCUGAUGGAACUUAUUCGUGCUAUCAGGGCAUUGAUAGUUUGAAUGUUUUUAUUACUUAUGCAAAAUUGCACAUACUCCUCUACGCUGACUUUAUCAUGAAAACUGUCAUGUGUCAUGCUAAUGGAAAAUGUCUUAUUUGUAAAUAAGUAUUCAUAAUUUUGUUACUGAUGGUGUUUUUAAUCUAGAAUUUGAAAAACUUUCACAGCAUACCGAUGUGUGUUUAUAUUGCCAGUAAUCCGCGGGAAAAAUAAGAUGCUAACCAAGACCAUGUAGCCUGGCCUCAACUCAGAUACCACAAAGUAGAUGCCUUGGCUGGGUGCGGUGGCUCACGCCUGUAAUCCCAGCACUUUGGGAGGCCAAGGUGGGUGAAAUAUUUGAGGUCAGGGGUUCAAGACCAGCCUGGCCAACAUGGUGAAACCCGGUCUCUACUAAAAAUUCAAAAAGAACUAGCUGGGCAUGGUGGUGGGUGCCUGUAAUCCCAGCUGCUAGGAGGCUGAGGCAGGAGAAUCACUUGAACCCAGGAGGCGGAGGUUGCAGUGAGCCAAGAUCGUGCCACUGCACUCCAGCCUGGGUGACAGUGCAAGACUCCAUCUCAAAAAAAAAAAAAGUAGAUGCUUUUCCCUGCCUUUACUGUGCCAGUGCCUAGGAUGUUCAGUGCAGACAAAGUUAAUUGUUUUAGACAUGAUGGCAUUUCCUUCAAGUUAUGAGUCCAGUGAAACUAAUCCUAUCUUAUCCCAGGCAGGGGCCACCAAACUAUGGCCUGUGGGUUAAAUCCAACCCAUUGCUUAUUUUUGUAUAGCCCACAGGCUAAGAAUGUUUUUAUUUUCUGGAAUGGUUGAGGAGAAAAAGCCAAAAAAUGAUAUCAUUUUGUGACAUGUGCAAAUUACACAAAAUUCAAAUUCCAGUGUCCCUCAAUAAAGUUUUAUUGGAACAUAGCCAUACUUUUUUUUUUUUUAGGACAGGGUCUCACUCUAUUGUCCAGGCUAGAAUACAGUGGCACAGUCACUGCUCCCUGUAGCCCCAAACUCCUGGGUUAAAAUGAUCCUCCUGCUUCAGCGUUUUUGAAGAAAAAGAACUAGCUGGGUGUGCAUACCACCACGCCUGGCUAAGUUUUUCAUGUUUUGUAGAGACAAGGUCUUGCUAUGUUUCCCGGGCUGGUCUUUAACUCCUAGCCUCAAGUGAUCCUUCUGCCUUGGCCUCCCAAAGUACUGGGAUUACAGACAUGAGCCACCACUCUUGGCCACAGCCACUUUCAUUUACAUAUUGCCUAUGGCUGCUUCACACUACAAAGCUGAGUUGAGUUGUUGUGACAGAUUGUGUGGCCUGCAAAGCCCAAGAUAUUCACUCUCCGGUCUUUUACAGAAAGUUUGUUGACCUUGGUCACUACGAAGGAGUUGAACUCUCCUUUCUAUAGGUUGCCAUAAUUCUAAAGACCAACCCACAGCUGUGACAUCCCUGAGACUACCACCAGAGGGCGACUGGGCCCCACAGUAGUGCGUAAUUAGGACCUUUCUUGGAGAUAAUGGAAGACUUGGAAUUUCAGAUGGUUACAUUAGUGUUCGUUCUUAACAGCAGAAAGCCUUCAAGAAACAAAACAGUCCUCAUUCACUGGAACAGGGUUUGAGAUACCAGCAUUAAGUAAAGGAGAUUUUGACUUAACCUGGAGUCAAGGCUCUAAUUUAGGACUUUACUUCCCACUCAUUUUCACGGCACAAAGUCUAUACAAAGUAGGUUUUCAUAUAAUUGCAGAAUCAGCCAGGCACGGUGGCUCACACCUGUAAUCCCUGCAUUUUGGGAGGCCGAGGUGAGCAGAUCACUUGAGGUCAGGAGUCUGAGACCAGCCUGGCCAACAUGGUAAAGCCUCAUCUCUACUAAAAUUACAAAAACUAGCCGGGCAUGGUGGUGUGCACCUGUAAUCCCAGCUACUCGGGAGGCUGAGGCAGGAGAAUCGCUUGAACCCAGGAGGCGGAGGUUGCAGUGAGCCAGGAUCACACCACUGCACUCUAGCCUGGGCAACAGAGUGAGACUAUCUCAAAAGUUAAAAUAACUGCAGCAUUGCCAGUUGGAAAUUUUGUCGUGAGCUUACCUCAUGGUGACAGUUACACUGCUCCUUUAAAGAGUCAUUUACAUAAUUUGUUAUCAAAUUAUUAACCACUUUUAAAUAGAAUAACUACAUUUGCCUCUAUAAUUGAAGCAGAUUACUAAUUAACAUUUUCGAGAAUUAAACUGCUUGCUUAUGAAGUAGCUAUUAAAACUAAAUUUAAAUGCAAUAGUGUCUUGUAGAUUUAAAACUGCAUUGUACUGUACUUUGUCUGUAAUGAAAAUGUUCUAUUCAAUAAGGUAUCUUUUUUUCUUCUUUUUGGCCAAGAUGGCACUAAGUAAAAUUUAAAUCGAGAGGUGGCAUAAUCCAUGAGUCAGCCAGACUUUCAGCUGGAAAAAUCUUUAGUAAAUACCUUCCUUCUAAAUUAUAGAAAGUAACUUCUCCAUACACACUGUAAACAGCGGACACUCCUAACAGAGCAUUGGUUAUGCUCCAUUUCCUAACCUGAAGGACUCUUGUCACACGCUCACCUCUGAGAACCCAAGCUCCUCAGUUUUUUUAAUCUUCUGGCCACAUUUCAUUCCAAUUACCAUCAUACCUUUUAUACGUUAGAUUUCCAAGGAGGUAUGUGAAUCACGUAAUGGGGGUGAACUGUACCCAGUCAAAAUAACCUUAUCUGACUUUUUCUAUGUUUUUGAUAUUUUCUCUCUAAAUAUUAAGUCUUUCUCCCAAGCUCAUGUCUAUUCCUACCUAAAAGUCAAAUUGACAUGAAGUGAAAAAUGAUGUGUUGCUUCUGAAGACAAUGGAUUGCUUGGCAUUUGGGUUCUUUCCUUUAAAACUGAUAAUGCUUCCCCAAUUCAGUUCCAUCUACCUGACUGACUAGAACAUUUACUGUGGCACAUUUUCCAGGUUUGAUAAGAAAAUGCUAAGCAUUGUAGGACACAGAUAUUGUUGCUCACAGGCACUCUACCAGCCUUUGAAAAAGUCAAUUUAGGCUGGGCGCAGCUGCUCACAACCUGUAAUCCCAGCACUUUGGGAGCACGAGGCAGGUGGAUCACGAGGUCAGUUCGAGACCAGCCUGACCAACAUGGUGAAACCCCAUCUCUACUAAAAAUACAAAAAAAUGAGCUGGGUGUGGUGGUGGGCACCUGUAAUCCCAGCUACUCAGGCGGCUGAGACUGGAGAAUCGUUGCAUCUGGGUGGCGGAGGUUGCAGUAAGCCGAGAUUGCGCCGCUGUGCUCCUGCCUUGGCGACAGAGCGAGACUCUGUCUCAAAAAAA
Molecule: messenger RNA, 6086 nt
Organism: Nomascus leucogenys (northern white-cheeked gibbon)
Lineage: Eukaryota; Metazoa; Chordata; Mammalia; Primates; Hylobatidae
Gene: NMT2
Product: N-myristoyltransferase 2
Biological process (GO): N-terminal peptidyl-glycine N-myristoylation
Cellular component (GO): cytoplasm
Molecular function (GO): glycylpeptide N-tetradecanoyltransferase activity
Source: RefSeq, a predicted model, not a curated record